AUGGGCAAAACCAUAGUUCUCUUAGCUUUAUUUCUGGCUAUAGUUUUGAAUGUGCAGACAAGUUUUGUCGUUGCAGAGACCAAGGUUUAUGUAGUUUAUCUUGGAGAGAAGAAGCAUGAUGAUAUAGAGUCUGUCACUGAAUCUCACCAUCAGAUUUUGUGGUCACUUCUUGGAAGCAAAGAGGCUGUCCAGGAUUCAAUAGUGUAUAGUUAUCGACAUGGCUUCUCAGGCUUUGCAGCCAAGCUUACUGAGUCCCAAGCUCAGCAAAUUUCAGAGAUUCCGGGAGUAGUACAAGUCAUACCGAAUGCAUUAUACGAACUGACAACAACUAGAACUUGGGAUUACUUGGGCUUAUCUCCGGGUAAUUCACAGAGUCUCCUACAAAAGACCAACAUGGGAAGUUCAGUAAUUGUUGGAGUCAUUGACACAGGAGUGUGGCCAGAGUCUGAGAUGUUUAAUGACAAAGGCUAUGGACCUAUACCGAGCCGUUGGAAAGGCGUCUGUGAAUAUGGAGAACUCUUCAGUCCCUCGAAUUGUAACAAAAAGCUGAUCGGAGCGAAGUUUUUUAUCGAUGGUUAUUUUGCUGAAUUUGGAGUAGUGAAAACAACAGAGAAACCUGAGUACAUUUCCCCAAGAGACUUUCACGGUCAUGGCACACAUGUUGCCUCAACCGUUGGUGGUUCUUUUGUGCAUAAUGUAAGCUACUUAGGCCUUGGAAGAGGAAGUGUGCGAGGCGGUGCUCCUGGUGUCCAAUUAGCAAUUUAUAAGGCGUGUUGGCAAGAUGGAACAUGUUCAGGAGUAGAUGUUUUAAAAGCCAUUGAUGAAGCUAUACAUGAUGGUGUUGAUGUUUUGUCACUCUCUUUGGGACUGAAGGUUCCUUUAUAUCAAGAAACUGAUGUGAGGGAGCUGACCUCUGUGGGAACUUUCCAUGCAGUAGCAAAGGGUAUUACUGUUGUAGCUUCAGCUGGUAAUGAUGGCCCUGCUGCUCAGACUAUUUCGAAUGUCGCUCCUUGGAUCUUGACCGUCGCUGCAACUACUCUAGACCGUUCUUUUCCCACAACCAUCACUCUUGGGAACAAUAUCACAACACUGGGUCAAGCAAUCUUUGGUGGUCCAGAACUUGGUUUUGUUGAUCUUACUUAUCCAGAGAAACCACUUAUCGGUGACUGUGCUGGUCUUGCUGCUAAUCCCAAAAAUACAAUGGAAGGAAAAGUUGUGUUAUGUUUCACCGCAGAUUUAAGCUCUGCGGGUUUAGUAAAUGGUAUUAUCGCAGUAAAAAAUGCAGGUGGUCUUGGGGUAAUCAUUGCAAGAAAUCCAACCCACCAACUUAUUCCAUCUCGUGACUUCCCUUGUGUUAUGGUAGACUUUGAGCUCGGAACUGACAUUCUUUUCUACAUACGAUCCACAAGUUCUCCCAUUGUUAAGAUACAUGCUUCAAGAACACUUGUGUCUUACCCCGUGGCGACAAAGGUAGCGACGUUCUCAUCAAGAGGACCCAAUUCGGUAUCUCCGGCGGUUCUUAAGCCGGAUAUAGCAGCACCUGGUGUGAACAUACUAGCAGCUGUUUCUCCCAAUAGUUCUAUCAGUGAUGGAGGAUUUGCUAUGACUACUGGUACAUCAAUGGCCACUCCUGUUGUUUCAGGAGUUGUAGUGCUCCUCAAGUCAUUACACCCUAAUUGGUCUCCUGCUGCUAUCAAAUCAGCUAUUGUCACUACAGCAUGGAGAACUGAUCCAUCGGGGGAGCCUAUUUUCGCAGACGGGUCAAGCCGCAAGCUAGCUGAUCCGUUUGAUUACGGAGGAGGCCUCAUAAAUCCAGAAAAAGCUGCAAGACCAGGUCUAAUAUACGACAUGACCAUUGAUGACUAUGUCUUGUACUUAUGCUCUACUGAUUACAAUGACACAUCCAUUUCCCAAGUCCUCGGAAAGACAACAAUAUGUCCUAACCCGAAGCCUUCUGUUCUUGAUCUUAACUUGCCAUCGAUCACAAUACCAAACCUCAAAGACGAAGUCACUCUCACCCGAACCGUCACUAAUGUUGGACCUCCCAACUCAAUAUACAAAGUUGUGAUCGAUCCUCCAAUGGGUGUUAAUAUGAUCGUGACACCAAAGUGGCUAGUGUUUAACUCGAUGACCAAAAAGGUUUCUUUUAAAGUGAGAGUUUCGACAACGCACAAAGUUAAUAAUGGCUAUUACUUUGGAAGCUUGACAUGGACUGACAAAGUGCACAAUGUGGUCAUCCCAGUAUCUGUAAGAACCCAAAUCCUCCAACGGUACCAUGAUGAGAACUGAUGUAGGCGAUGUUAAAAGCAUCUUUAAUUCUUUAUGAAAAGCUCCCUAAAAUAUAUGGCUACAAUAUGUGAAGCAUAAUGCUGACGAAUAAUAAUAUUGUGUGUUCUUUAUUCAUCUGUAAUUCCGUAGAAUGGUCAUAUACUCAUAUUAUAUGACUCAUAUAUGCACACA
Capsella rubella is the source of this 2460-nucleotide messenger RNA. Its product is annotated as subtilisin-like protease SBT3.10. Gene Ontology annotation, molecular function: serine-type endopeptidase activity. NCBI's taxonomy places the organism in Eukaryota, Viridiplantae, Streptophyta, Magnoliopsida, Brassicales, Brassicaceae. The coding region runs from base 1 to 2289 and encodes 762 amino acids. The transcript is spliced from 10 exons. The record is from RefSeq and is a predicted model, not a curated record. Gene Ontology annotation, biological process: proteolysis.